GGCUUCUUUGCGCCAUUGUUGCUACCGCUAGUGGAAGCAUGGACAAGCUGCUGCCGGAACUGAAAUCGAGGCUCCGAAAGAUGACAUGCGAGAGGACAUGACGAAGUCCAAUUUGAGAGGUCUUGGGGCUGAGGCAAAUGGCAGCAACUGUGUCUGCCUGUAGUCCUGACGCUUCUGGUGAGUAGCCAAUAUUGGUAAGGCUCUGAGCCACCUCAGCGGCGUCGGCCUGGACUUGGGGUCUACGGUAAUAGUUCUCGACAUGCUGGUAAAUGAGUUCGGAGAGUGAGCGUAACUCUGCUUGGAGGUCCUUGUCCGGGGUUGCCUCGAGAAGAAAUUGACUGAGUUCAGCAUCGUGUCUCGACGAUGAAACUAUGACCUGUGUCCCAUCCUUUGGUUCCGUGUAUUUUUGGUCUGCUAAAACGAAUCCUUCGUUUGCUGGUUUGACUCUCCGCCGUCUCCGGAGAAGUAAAAAAGCUGCUAUGAAUCCCAGAGCAAGACCAGCAAUGAGGCAGCCAAUGGCAACUCCAGCAACGGGACCGCCUUUGAGUCCAUCUGGCGAUCUUUCCGAUGGCUCGCUGGAUGAGGUUUCUUCUUGGCUUGCUGGGGUUGCCUCCGUGGAAUCCAUCGUCGCAGGUCAGAGAUAAAAAAGUCUUGAAAGGCAAGAAAUUCAGGAGACGGGGCGAUCCUUGCUGAAGGUUUUUGGGGAGAUAACAAGAGAAAGAAUGAGGAUACCAAAGACUCAAAGGCUUCCAGGGCAGGCGUUGCUUUUGACCACCAACAAAGCCUCAGUAUUCCAGCCCUACUGCCGUAUGAUUGCCACCACCAAGUUGCUCUCCAUCGAGGUCCAGCUAGCAGCAUCCCUUGUCAAGCCACUCAACACAGGGGAGCAUCGAGAUGCGUGUUUCAGUAUCAGGCUGAGGCCGAAGGCCUACUCUGUCUUUUCCCAGCCGACCUGCUGAUAAUUGACCCGCACCGCACACCCUUAGAGGUGCGUCCAACAAACCAUUAUCACGAAGUCCAGCUCUGGUGGCUGAAAACAGGUCUAUAGCAUGGGUCUCUUCCGAGACUUGUCACAUUGCUGGCAAUAAGGCUCUCAGACUAUCUUUUGACUCUUCCUCAAUUGCUUCUCGAGAGAAAUUGAGCAGACCAACAAAUGGAGGAGCAACCAGACUUGACUGUCUCUGUGGACCUUGGCACGACGUUCACGGGUGUCGCCUGGAUGAGGCAUGGAAUCCCAAUCCAGGUCGUCAACGACUGGCCGGGAAGCGACGAUAGAGGCGAUCGAAAAGUCCCCACGACAAUCGUAUACAACGCGGAUGGAAGCAUCUCAUCUUGGGGAUUCAUGUGUGCUGACGAUGACCACGAUACGAGCAAGACACGUCGGGACUUCUUCAAGAUCUUUCUAGAUCCAGAGACCCUCGACGCAGCACAGCACCAGGGUCUAAGCAACGUCCCGCAAAGCACUACCCAGGCUCGCCAAUUCGUGACAGAUUAUCUGAAGCAGAUAUAUGCGCAUGUCAAAGAUAGCAUAGAAAUGCGCAUGGGUAUAAAACACGUCGGUGGAUGGGACCGUAUGGCUGUGCUGUUCCUCUUCAGUGCGCCCACGACGUGGACGAGUAUGGCUAUCAUCAACACCUUCAAAGGCGCAAUUCACGAUGCUGGAUUCGGAACUGGAGGCCCAAAACACUCAGCAUUGGUUGAUCUCACAGAGUCCGAGGCCGCAGCCGUGGCAACUCUCAAAACUGGAGCUAUAAGCCUCAAGGAAAACAGCGUAUUUCUGACCGUCGAUGCGGGUGGUGGCACAACAGACCUCGCUCUGAUGCGAGUCACUUCCACAAACUCAAGCUUUCCACAGCUUUCUCAAGUCGCUGCCGUCAGCGGUGUAGGUGUUGGCUCAUCACUUAUUGAUCGCGCAUUCGCAAGACUUGUCUCGCAAAGAAUGGCCGCGAAUCCCGACUUCAAGCUUCCGGCUGAUUUUGCAGCACGCAUGGCUCGAAGCCAAGGAUUUAAGAGCGUCAAGCACAAGUUUGGCGAAAAAGUAUACAUGCAACCAGUAUACAAAAUUAUGAUGGAGGGUGUAGGAUACGAUGUGAGCCACGAAGGCCUCGGAGUUCAAGAUGGACGCAUGCUUUUUACCAGGCGAGACAUUCAAGCCCUCUUCGAUGUCCAUAUCGAAGCAAUCAUGGCCCGAAUUCACAAGCGACUUGACUGGUUGGCCGAAAAAGGCCUUUCAAAACAAGUGGAGUAUGUGAUUCUUUCCGGUGGGCUGGGUAGUUCAGCCUACGUCCGUGAGGUUCUCCAAGAACACUUGACCAAGCUGCAACAUCCAAAUGCUCGAAAUCUCCUUGUUAUACCCUCCCAAGACCCACAACUUGUUGUCGCUCGUGGAGUUCUCGAGAACAAGCGACAAAGGAUGGAGUCGGGGAAUAAAUCCGUGCUCAGCACUUGGAUUGCUCGAGCGAGCUACGGCGUAAUCGUUCAGGAGGUCUAUAUGCCUGCACAGCACUUCGAUGAAGAAAUUCGACAAGAUCCGUGGGACCCAAGUGUGAAGUGGGCGACUAAUCAGAUCCAAUGGUUGAUCAAAAAGGGAGAUACCAUCAACCCAGACUCUCCGUUGGUCAAACGAUUCGAAAUCAGGCUGAAAGAUGGAGACACUACACGAGCUUGGGACGCAGAAAUUGUGGUGUCCAGCAACGAGGCCGAAUGGCUCCCUCGAAGCCUUAAACAAGCCGGCGUUAUGAGACUUUGUUCUGUAAAGAGCAACCUCGCUGGCAUCGAACAACGCCAGCUCGUCCUCAAAGAAAAGCGAGGAACUUGUUUCCGGCGUGGACACAAGUUCUACAUUUGUAGGUUCGAUAUUCGAGUUAUUGUAGCUCCAGCAGACCUGAGAUUUGAGCUCUGGUUUGGGGGGACGAAGUUCUCUGGCAAUCACCAGCCUAUCUCGGUCCAAUGGGAUGCAGCUAAAGGUUGAGAGAAUAGGUGACGAAGAUGGAACAAAGUGAGUAGCUUCACUCUAAACCACGAAACGCUGAGGAGAUACCCCGGCUGCAGAUGAAAUACGUAUGUACAUUGAUAUAUCCUCAGAUGAUCAGCGCCUUAUAAUCAUACACUAUCCUGACCAUUCUCCAAAAAAACGCCUUUGUCGUGAUUUCGACUUGCCCCAUAAUGAAACAGCAUUGCCACCCUUCCUUCCUCCUUUUCAAAACUUCAACACUCUUUGAGCAAAUUCUCAUUACAAUGACUUGUAAACACGCGCUGAAAUGCCGUUCAUGUUGACCUCUUGAAAGGAUGCGCUUCAGUGUUGAGAACCCAUUCGUCAAGGCUAAUGACGUUAGGCUCUGAAAAGAGUAGAUAAUAGUACUUGAGAGUCUC
This is a messenger RNA of Fusarium odoratissimum NRRL 54006, 3372 nucleotides long. RefSeq lists its product as uncharacterized. The record is from RefSeq and is a predicted model, not a curated record. NCBI's taxonomy places the organism in Eukaryota, Fungi, Ascomycota, Sordariomycetes, Hypocreales, Nectriaceae. The coding region runs from base 1154 to 2971 and encodes 605 amino acids. The transcript has 5 exons.